GAACGGAUCAAUUGCGGGAGGAGAGAGACUGACACAGGGAGGAGAGAGACUGACACAGGGAGGAGAGAGACUGACACAGGGAGGAGGAAAUCGAGAGAUUCCCGGCUCCUGAUCCGCUCCAGGAUUUCCAAGGAGUUUGGAUUAUCGUGUGUUACCCUUUCCCUUUAGCUCAAAUCCACAGUUAUUACACUUUAGCCAAGGUUUGAUUUCCGUUACCUGGCGUGAAUCCAGCUGGGCGUAUAGAUCUGGUCGCAGCUCCGUGAAACAACAUGGAGAUUUGAAAUAGAGUCAUAAAGACCGGAAUUGGAUCGUGAAGCAUACAUCAGAAAGCAGUCUUGUAGGUGGUGGUGUCUGUCUAAAAUGAAGCACCCGAAGCUAUGGAGAUUGUUGUUUUUCAUGACGCUGUUGUACAAUCUUGGGAUGUCAAGCAGAUACGGUUGUGUGUUUGAGAGGAGGCUGUGCUCCAGGGAACAGUUCUGCUCUGACGAUGGUCUCUUUGGGCAGUGCCGUACCUCUAAGCAGGACCAGGUUCAGUACCAGGUGUCCGUUCCUGUUCUGAAGAGGAUGCAGGAGGUCCUCAAACAGCUCACACUGCAGGGUCUGUCCUGGCAAGAUGACAUCACCCAGUACAUUGUUACCAAAGAGCUGAGCAGAGUUCCUCACACCCCGAGACCCUCCAAGAUCGCUUCCUCACAACCCAAGCAGAGCUCCUCCAAUCAGCGAGGAUACCCCAGCAGCUCCUCCAAUCAGGGAGGAUACCCCAGCAGCUCCUCCAAUCAGGGAGGAUACCCCAGCAGCUCCUCCAAUCAGGGAGGAUAUCCCAGUCAGGCUGACAGCCACCAGGACUACAUGAUAGUAGACCAUCCCCAGUUCCCCCUCCGUAUGCAGACCUCUCCCAUGGACCCCUAUACUUAUCAACAGCACAGAUACCAGGAAGAUGUAGAGCGCUCCCUCCACCAGGGAGGUAGAGUCUACCCAGGGCCCCGCCCCUCCUCUAGAUCCCAACAGGCCAAACAGAGAGAGAGAGACCGUCAGCUGCUGCAGGACUUCAUCUCCCUCUAUCUGUCCUCUUCCCCUGCACAGCCGUCGUUCCGCCACAGGGGGGCAGCAGCACUUCCGGCCCCACCCUACUACGAGGACCUGGAACUGCCUCUGGACUAUGUGGAAGACUACAGUCUGACAGAGCAGGAUACGGCCAGGCAACAGCAGCAACAGAAGAAGAUACAGUUACAACAGCAGCAACAGAAGAAGGUUCCUCAGGACUACAGCUCUCUGGCUGGGCUGGAUGAGUCUAUCCUACAGCGUAUGGUGGAGACCCUGGAGAUGUACGGUGUUGAUCCUAGAGACCUGACCCCCCAGCAGCUCUACAGACUGGCUGUGGUGCUACAACUGAUGAAGGCAGAGGACCAGGAGAACGCAGAUCCAUUUACCAAUGAUCCGAUCACACCGAAGGAGAAACAGCAGAUGCUUAAAAGCAGUGACACCGUGUCCAACAAGGGAGAGAAUGCUCCCGUCCCUGUCCCCUCUCCCUCCUUUACCUCGGUAGCUGAUGUGGCCCCUACCCUGGCCCCUGCUGCCACUAGUCCCACCCUCAAAGCACCUAUAGGGGGCAGUGUGACGGCCAAGGGUCCCUCUGUCUCUGUGGAGGAUGUGAAAGGAAAGGUGAAAAGCUCCAGUGUCCCAGCAGGGCUACCAGCUGCUGAGAGGGGAACAGCCGCCAGGGAGGAGUAUGGAUACAUCGUCACCAACCAGAGUCCUCUCAGUCUGUAUGAUGGGGUGAAACUACUGGAACUACUGGCAGAGAGAAUUCACCUGACUACCAGCAGCUUCAUCAACAUCAGUGUUGUGGGUCCAGCCCUUACGUUCAGGAUCAGACAGAACCCUCAGAAUAUGAGUGCAGAGGACGUGGCUGAGAAGGCUGUGUCUGAGAAGACCUUUCUGGAGUCUGAGACAGGACUGAAGAUCCUGCAGACUGGUGUGGGAGAGAGGAGCGAGGGUCAUGGGCUGCCCCAUGCCACGCGGGUGAGGGAGGGCUCCAGUGGGCUGGUACUGACGCUGGUGUCCAUGGCGUGUGUGGGCGGGGUGGUGGUAGUAGCGCUGACCAUCGCCUGUCUCAGACACCACGCCCAGCAGCCGGCCUCAGGGAAACUGGGCCUCGGACCCGAGGGAGGACCGGAGACACACUUUGACUACCAGGAGCUCUGCAGGCAGCACAUGGCAGCCAAGACUUCGCUCAGUCGUCAGGAGGCGGUGGGUGUGGGAGCGGGGGGACGGAGGGGGACAGACACCUCCAGGGUGAGCAGUGUGUCGUCCCAAUUCAGUGACGGUCCACAACACAGCCCCUCCUCACACAGCAGUACGCCCUCCUGGAGCGAAGAGCCCGCCCAGUCCAAGAUGGACAUCUCUACUGGUCACAUGAUACUGGUCAGUGUCAGGGCCUAUAUGGAGGAUCAUCUGAAGAAUAAGGACCGUCUGAUGAAGGAGUGGAAGGCUCUAUGUUCCUACCAGGCUGAACCCAGUGCUGUCACUGUAGCGCAGAGUGAAGCCCACCUGGAGAAGAACCGCUGCCCUGAGUUUCUUCCCUAUGAUCACUCCCGUGUGAAACUGAAGGCAGACAGCAACUCCACUAAGGAAGACUACAUUAAUGCCAGUAUCAUAAUUGACCACGAUCCUCGACUGCCUGCUUACAUCGCCACCCAGGGACCACUAGAACACACCAUCGCUGACUUCUGGCAGAUGGUGUGGGAGAAUGGCUGCACAGUGAUCGUGAUGAUGACAGCUCUGGUUGAGGAUGGAGAGAUUCAGUGUGUUCGCUACUGGCCUGACGAGGGAUCCUCCCUCUACCACAUCUACGAGGUGAACUUGGUCUCUGAACACAUCUGGUGUAAGGACUUCCUGGUUCGUAGUUUCUACCUGAAGAACGUUCAGACCCAGGAGACUCGAACCCUGACACAGUUCCACCUGCUCAGCUGGCCCGCCAACGGAAUCCCUACCUCCACACGCCCUCUGCUGGACUUCCGCAGGAAGGUGAAUAGGUGUUACAGAGGUAGAUCCUGCCCCAUUAUCGUCCACUGCAGUGACGGCACUGGCAGAACUGGAACCUACAUCCUUAUUGACAUGGUCCUCAAUCGCAUGGCUAAGGGUGUGAAGGAGAUUGAUAUUGCUGCAACAUUGGAACAUAUUCGAGACCAGAGACCGAGCUUAGUUCACACCAAGGACCAGUUUGAGUUUGCCCUGACCGCCGUGGCAGAAGAGGUCAAUGCCAUCCUGAAAGCUCUGCCACAGUGAACCCUACUACAUCUACCACCUCUACCACUGGUGCCACCUGUGCCACAAACCAAGGAGGAACUACAUUUCCCAGAGUGCAUUACUAUUACUGAAGCCUGGUUUGUGUUGUCUCGCCAACUCCUAUAGUCAUUGUCACACCAAUACAGCAUUAACAGAUCUGGGACCAAGCUUCUGUUAUUAUGCUUUCAUAUCUAAAUUAAAUGUGGUUUCAAAGAAUCCUCUAGAUUAUUCCGAUCAGACAAGAAUACUUCAAAUGUACAGUAGGACUGUGACUUGAUACUGUAACUCUACUCCUUUCUCACUAAAGAUACUACAAUUACCAUAUGCUGUCAUGGAGAUGUUGUCAUGGAGAUGUUGUAUUACCAUGUUCCCUCCUGAUCUGUUGUCAUGGAGAUGUUGUAUUACCAUGUUCCCUCCUGAUCUGUUGUCAUGGAGAUGUUGUAUUACCAUGUUCCCUCCUGAUCUGUUGUCAUGGAGAUGUUGUAUUACCAUGUUCCCUCCUGAUCUGUUGUCAUGGAGAUGUUGUAAAACCAGUCAUUGUACCCUAGUAGGGAGUCAUCCAUUUGACAUAACAGCAUAUGAGGCCCAAGGCUCAUACACUUGUUUAAGCAAGAUGACAACAGAGCCUGACUAUGGCGAGGGUGAAGUGAGGGACAUACUAGUGUAUUAUAAGUUACACCAGUUUCUCUAAGGGGCUGGUGUAUACCUCUAACAUGAUUGUCUGUUAUUCAUCUGUAACUAAACCCUAGUGUAUAAUACGUCACACCAGUUUCUCUAAGGGGCUGGUUUAUACCUCUAACUUUAACUCUAACUCUAACUUUAACUAAUGAUUUAUUUCUAUUCAUUUUGUAAUGGAACUACUACCGUACACUGACUACCUAAUCACUCACAUCUGAAUCAUAUCAAUUAGUGUCUUCGGUGUUACUGUAAAACCUCUGUGAUUUAUUGUAAAUAAUUCACAUGAUUAUUUCUUAAAUGUGUAUUAAUGUAGCAAACAUAGAAAACAACUAUAAAAAUAUUUUUAACUAGAUGUAUGUAAUUAAAUCUCUAUUGUGAUGUGGUGCAACAGCA
Salmo salar (Atlantic salmon) is the source of this 4359-nucleotide messenger RNA. Its product is annotated as receptor-type tyrosine-protein phosphatase-like N. Gene Ontology annotation, cellular component: synapse; secretory granule. The record is from RefSeq and is a predicted model, not a curated record. NCBI's taxonomy places the organism in Eukaryota, Metazoa, Chordata, Actinopteri, Salmoniformes, Salmonidae. Gene Ontology annotation, molecular function: protein tyrosine phosphatase activity. Gene Ontology annotation, biological process: regulation of secretion; protein dephosphorylation; insulin secretion involved in cellular response to glucose stimulus.